Molecule: messenger RNA, 1794 nt
Organism: Tetrahymena thermophila SB210
Lineage: Eukaryota; Ciliophora; Oligohymenophorea; Hymenostomatida; Tetrahymenidae
Product: transmembrane amino acid transporter protein
Exons: 5
Biological process (GO): amino acid transmembrane transport
Molecular function (GO): amino acid transmembrane transporter activity
Source: RefSeq, a predicted model, not a curated record
AUGAAAUAAAAUGAGCUGGAAUAUAGAAAACAGCGUAAACAAGACGAUAUAUUUAAAUUAACAAGUUCUGUGAGACUCCAUACAGCUUCUAAUCAAUCUCAUGAAGACAAUAAUUUCAACAACUACUAAGCUCUUUUUCAUUCCACUGAAGACACAUAAUCUUAAUAAUUAUCUACCUUUCGAUAGUUUAGAGAACUCCAUACAAUAAAAGAAGAUUUAGAGGUGCUUUAAUCAUAAAAAUUAUAAAGAGACAAUUAAUUUUUAGAGCAUUAUAAAAAACUGCAAAGCCUUUCUCCACCCAAAGCAUUCUUAGAUAAUACUUAAUCUCCUAGAGAUAUUUAUUAAAAAGGACUCCCUUAAGCUGCUUCAUUUAUUGACAAGAGCAAAGGAUUUUUACCUAAGUAUUUUUACUCUUAUGAAACAAGCCUUUCUUUAGGCAACGAAAUAUUAGAUAAUGGAGAAAUCAAAUGGGAAGAGCUAAAAUUUUUAAAUGUAUUAUUAACAUUGAUGUAGGAAUUCACUACUUCUAAUUUUUUUGUGUUACCUUUUGCUUUUUAUUAAGGAGGUUUCCUAUGGUCUAAUAUAUUUUUAUUAUUAUCAUUUAUUAUGACUGCUUAUCCUAUGGUUAUGCUUGUUGACUUAAAAAGACUUACAAAUUUAACUUUAAGAGAGCUUUGCUAUGCUCAGUGGGGAGGAUUUGGAAAAACAAUUGCUGAUAUUUGCGUUUUCUUCACUCAUUUUUCUGAUUUGUAUUCAUAUAUAUAAGCUUUGGGUAUAAUGAUAGAUAAAUUUUCAGUUUUUUUCAAUUUGCAAUUAACAGAUAAUGCAUAAUUUUGGAUAUAAAUUAUACUUUUUUAUCCUUUAGUUUGUAAUCCUAAACUAACUUCAAAGCUAACAUUGAGAUAUGUCUGUGAUGCGUUUAUGGCUUUAGGUUUCUUUUUGACAAUUUAUUUGAAUUUGUCUCUCAUUCGAACAUAGGAUUUUAGAAACUAUAGCUUUCUCAGGUCUGUAAACAUAAUUUAAUCAGCAAUGAAUAUGUUUAGUUGUUUUGAGGAGUCUAUUUCUGUUUAUGAAAUUUAUAGAGAUAAAUUUACAGCAAGCUAAACUGUAACUUUUAAGAAAUAUAUCUGGAUAGGGCACUUUUGUAUUUAUUUAAUGUCAGUGAUUUUAUGUAAUCUAACUUGGUUGGCAUUUGGAAAUGAUACAAAACCUAAUAUUAUGGAAUAAUACGAUGACUAAUCAAUAAUAUCUUUUAUAGGAAAGUUUUUUUUUAUUUCUGCAGCUGUUCCUGCUUAUGGUCACUUAUUCUAGCCUCUUGAUUUGAUGAGUAAAGAUUUAUUUGGAAUAUACUCUGAAAAUAAUAGACUUGCUUACUAAAAAUUAAAAUAUUUUGACAAAAAUAAUGUCUCUUAUUAUCCAAAACACUCUGAAGUUACUGGAAUAAGCUGGUUUAAACUUUGUUAUUUCCAUACAAUUCCUGUUUAAGAAGAAAUGGAGUUGCUUAAUAAAGAUCUUAUAUCAGUGAAGUAUAAUAAGCGUCUCUUGUUUUACUUGACAAAAUUCUUCAUUGUUUAUUUUAGUGUCGCUUUUGGUAUGCUUACUUCUGAUAUUUCAAACGCAAUUUUCAAUAUCUUUUAAAUAUUUUUCAAGACUCCUAUAUCUUUGAUUAUUCCAUGCCAUUUAUAUCUUAUUCUGGGCAAUUUAUCUUAUUUAGAGAAAAUCCUUUGCUAUUUGAUUAUAGUAAUUGGAUAUAUACUUACAUUUACCUCAUUUAUCUUUUUCUAUCAAAUGUGA